GGGACUUCUCUUGACCUGUGGGAGGGACUUCCGGUGAGAGACUUUAAAUGCACCGUUUGACGGAGAGUGUUGGGAGGAGAGAGAGAGAGAGAUAGUGGGCUCACUACUGCAGUGAUCACGAUUAUGUUUAACAGACAGACAUGGCUGAAAUAAUCGCAGUGAAUUUGCCGUCUCUGUCCACUAUCAACGCCACUUACCGGGUCCAGGAGGAUCUCAGCCCGGGUUCUCCUGCUCCUGCUGCUGCUCCUCCAUCCUCCUCCUCUCUGAGCAGUGAGGACUACCUGUUCGUGGAGGCCAGACACCCCAACACCGUCCUGCAGGGCCUCAACAGCCUGAGGCUCAACAACGCCUUCUGUGAUGUGACUCUGUGCUGUGGAGGACAGGAGUUCCCCUGCCAUCGCAUCGUGCUGGCCUCCUUCAGCUCCUACUUCCAGGCGAUGUUUUCCACUGACCUGAUAGAGUCCAAACAGGAGCGUGUUGCCAUCAAUGGAGUUGAGCCUCAGAUGAUUGGCAUGCUGGUGAGCUACGCCUACACAUCAGAGGUCUACAUUUCUAAAGCAAAUGUGCAGGCUUUGCUGGCAGCAGCCAAUCUGCUGGACGUGAUGGCCGUUCGGGAGGCCUGUUGUCGUUUCAUGGAGCGUCAGAUGGAUGAGAUGAACUGCGUGGGGAUUCACUGCUUCGCUGAGGCCCAUUCUUGUAAGGUGCUGGAGAAACGCAGCAUGGACUACAUCCAUGAGCACUUCAGCAGUGUUUCUCAGCAGGAGGAGUUCCUGUCUCUGUGUGUGGACAAACUGACAGAAAUCAUCGCCAGUGAUUAUCUCAACGUGCCUAAAGAGGAGAUGGUGUUUGAGUCCGCCAUGUCGUGGUUGAAUAAAUGCACCUCUCGCAAACAGAGCUUUGAGAAGGUCCUUGAACACAUCCGGCUGCCUCUCAUCAGCCCUUACUACCUCCACGAUGUGAUCGAGUCUCUGGACGUGGUGAAAGAGAACCAGAGUUGCCAGAAGCUCAUCUCCGAGGCCAAGGACUACCUGCUGCUGAAGGAUCGCCGCGGAGAGCUCUACUGUCCCAGAGCGAGGCCUCGCAGGUCCACAGGGACAGCUGAAGUGAUAGUGACAGUUGGCGGGGAGGACGACAAGGUGGUGCUGCGCAGCGUCGAGAGCUUCGAUCCUGUGACGAAUCAGUGGAAGAAUCUGGCCUGCCUGCCCUUCGCUGUGAGCAAACAUGGGCUGGUCGUGUCAGACUCCACUCUGUAUUUAGCAGGAGGAGAGUUUCCUGACGGCUCAGCCAGCAGGGAGAUGUGGCGCUACGACCCCUGCUUCGACUCCUGGAUGGAGAUGGCGCCCAUGAAUGUAGCUCGCUCUGAGUUAGGCCUGGUGAUCCUGGACGGCUUCGUGUAUGCAGUGGGAGGGUGGGAGGGACGCUCUCGGCUGGACUCGGUGGAGUGUUACAACCCUCACACCAACAUGUGGCAGUUCACAGAGUCCGUCAAGAUGGCCGUUACGAGUCCUGCGGUGGUGUCCUUGGAUGGUCUGCUCUACGUUACUGGGGGUGCAGUUCUAGAAGAUGGCGACGGCACAGAUCUCGCUCAGGUGUACAACCCUAAAACAUCUGUAUGGACAGAGGUUGCCCCCAUGCAGAUCGCUCGCUCUGGUUCAGCUGCUUGCACACUCAAAGGAAAGAUUUAUGUUAUAGGUGGAUGGCAUGCCUCGACGGAGAAUACCGACAAGGUGGAGUGUUACAAUCCCAAGACCAAUCAGUGGACCAUGUGCGCCCCCAUGAAAGAACGGCGCUACCGGCCCGGUGCUGCUGUGGUGGAUGGAAAGAUCUACGUCCUGGGAGGAGAAGAGGGCUGGGACAGAUAUCACGACACCAUCGAGAGGUACUGUGACGAGACGGACGCGUGGGAGAUCGUCGGGGAGAUGCCCACCAGUCGCAGCUGGCUCAGCUGUGUGUCUCUCCAGCUGAGGAAGGACAUCCACGUGAGCAGCUAUCCCGGGACGGCAAUCGAAAACUGAACGAUGGCUUCUGAGGAAACCUCUCGUGGAUAUUCUUUGCACCCUCAUUAAGGGGACGGUGCACUGCAAAGCUCAGAGCUGUGGACAACGGCGAACUGAGAAGGGAUGCCUGGAUUUGGCACAGCGCAGUUUGAGCUGUUACCGGCGGCAAAGAGUAGUCGGUUUUUAAUCGACGACUGCUUGUGGAAUCUCACUCGGUCCCGGCUUUUGGCGUGGUGACAAAAGAAAUACAUGACUCUCAAGACACUGAUGGAGUCAGCAGUCGAAAGUCGCUCUCUGUAUGAUGUUUGUUUAGGGUACCGUUUUAAUGUCGGAGCACCUCAAAUCUGUGAAGGUUUUCUCAGCCAACAUGUAUUUUUGUAUUAUUAUGUGGCGUAUUUAUUGGGGUGUGACUAGCUGUGAGAAAGAUAUUUUGAAAAAAUGGUCAAGAUUUUGCUCUAUUAAAACAUGCUCUAUGAGCCAAAGAAUCUACUUGUGAAUAUUUCCGAUGGUCACCUGUGAAAAAGAUGUUUAUGUGAUCCGUGUUUUUGUAAUUAAAUUUUGUAAGUUCUGAAUGAUUGUCUUACUACCUGUAACAUGUGGAGUAUAUUUUUGUAAUGUAAUGUUUGUCAUGGAUUCUAAUGACUUUAAAUGGAGUGGGUUCUAAUAAAGAUUUUUAAUUCUUUA
Molecule: messenger RNA, 2681 nt
Organism: Sebastes umbrosus (honeycomb rockfish)
Lineage: Eukaryota; Metazoa; Chordata; Actinopteri; Perciformes; Sebastidae
Product: kelch-like protein 20
Exons: 12
Coding region: 141-2015 (624 amino acids)
Molecular function (GO): protein binding
Source: RefSeq, a predicted model, not a curated record